Messenger RNA from Esox lucius (northern pike), 1341 nucleotides. It is a transcript of the gene abt1, whose product is annotated as activator of basal transcription 1. The transcript is spliced from 4 exons. NCBI's taxonomy places the organism in Eukaryota, Metazoa, Chordata, Actinopteri, Esociformes, Esocidae. Gene Ontology annotation, biological process: small-subunit processome assembly; endonucleolytic cleavage in 5'-ETS of tricistronic rRNA transcript (SSU-rRNA, 5.8S rRNA, LSU-rRNA); endonucleolytic cleavage to generate mature 5'-end of SSU-rRNA from (SSU-rRNA, 5.8S rRNA, LSU-rRNA). Gene Ontology annotation, molecular function: RNA binding. The record is from RefSeq and is a predicted model, not a curated record. The coding region runs from base 146 to 988 and encodes 280 amino acids. Gene Ontology annotation, cellular component: nucleolus.
UCGUGACCCGGAAGUGUUUCUUUAAUGUUGCUCACAAGACGCUGAUUGAUAUAAGACGUUGAUUCUUAUGUUUGUAUGCUAUUAGAUAAGACCAUCUUAUCUGUUUGGACAAGUGUGGUGAAACGGUGUGGACAUUGAGAAAAACAUGGAUGAGGAGAUGGCUACAGAUGUGCCAAAAAUUGUAACAGAGGAAAGUAAUGAUUAUAAGGAGGAUGACGACAACUCAAAGAAUGAUUAUAGCGAAGUCAAUGAUGAGGAACUUAAAGAACAGGCAGGUGUGGAUUCCAAAAAGCAACAACAGACAGUAGGCAGUAAAUGUUUGCCAGGAAUCGUGUAUAUAGGUCAUAUACCACCAAGGCUAAGGCCCAAGCACAUGCGCAACAUGCUAAGUCUGUAUGGAGAGAUUGGAAGGAUAUUUCUACAGCCUGAAGAUCGGUCUGUGAAGAGAAAGAAGAAGAAAGCUGGCACUAAGGUGACCAGCUUCACUGAAGGCUGGGUGGAGUUUAGGGACAAGAGAGUGGCCAAAAGAGUAGCAGCUAGCCUCCACAACACACCUAUGGGUAGCCGUAAAAGAAGCCGCUUUGUCAGUGACCUCUGGAACAUAAAGUACCUCCACAGGUUCCAGUGGUGUCAUUUGAGUGAGCGAUUAGCCUAUGAAAUGACUGUGCUCCAGCAGCGCCUCAGAACUGAAAUUUCUCAGGCCAAACGAGAGACCAACUUCUACCUGGCCAAUGUGGAGAAAAGCCAGAACAUGGACAAACUAAGGAGAAAGAGGGAGAAGAAGGGUGAGAACAUCAAAGAAAAGAUGUGGGACUUCACCCAGCGACGUACAGAGGACGAGAUUCAGAUUAGUCGCCUCCGUAAACAGACCACGUCCAAGAAGAACCUGCUGAAGGCCCAGGAGAAGGCCAAAGACAUCCAGAAGAAGUCCCAGUCCAACAUAUCUCUGUUGGCAAAGAUCUUCAACAGCAGCAAAGCCAAGGACUAAACCCAUUACAGCGGUUAUCAAACAUGGGAUCACGCAGACUUUGAUUUAUUCAAGAUUAUAACAACAGCCAUAUUUAGGAACAAAUAAGUUUUUGUUCUAUACAAGGCUGAGAGCAUGGGUUCUGUCCUGGCAUACAGACUCAAGGGAAGAGGGGUUUUCCAAUCAGUAAUAUUUUUGAGUGAAUGAAUUAGAUACUUGGACUGCUUCUUUGUUUGCUGUGGUGUUAGCAAAUUAAAAACUAUGAUGCUAAAAUAAUAUUCUCAGCAUCAUGGAAAACAGUUGUUGAUAUGUUAUGUAAUACAUUUAAGUAAAACAAUAUGAAAAUAAUGAAAUAAAAACAAAUGUACACAUAA